Messenger RNA from Clarias gariepinus (North African catfish), 2709 nucleotides. RefSeq names its product phospholipid scramblase 1-like. Gene Ontology annotation, cellular component: plasma membrane. Bases 181 to 1002 code for a protein of 273 amino acids. Gene Ontology annotation, molecular function: phospholipid scramblase activity. The transcript is spliced from 10 exons. Gene Ontology annotation, biological process: plasma membrane phospholipid scrambling. Lineage: Eukaryota; Metazoa; Chordata; Actinopteri; Siluriformes; Clariidae. The record is from RefSeq and is a predicted model, not a curated record.
AGCUUUCUGGUUCUCUAUAACAGCAGAGGAGAGAGCGAGAGAGAGAGAGAGAGAGAGGCGAUGUCAUGAGCGUAUGGUGGAAAUCUACCAGUCUCGCUGUUUCUCAUCCUCAUUCUACUUCGCUCUCAAAAUCAAAUCUCUUGCUUCUGAGUAAUAGAAGGAACAUCUUUUGCAGAGCUGAUGAAUCCAGCCGCCCAACACACAGGUCAGUUUGGAGCCAACUGUAUUGAUCUCCAACCGGGAAAAUCCUUCGGCAAUCCCAACUAUGGAGAAGUGCCUGUCCCGCCAGGCUACGUGCCCCCGCAGGCUCCGGCGAUGAUGCCGACUCCUCAGAGACCGCCUGGGUGUCCUCCUGGGCUGGAGUACUUAACGCAGAUCGACCAGCUUCUCAUUCACCAACAAGUGGAGCUGGCUGAAGUUAUUUUAGGAUGGGAGACCAACAACAAGUACGUGGUGAAGAACACACUCGGGCAGCAGGUCUUCUACGUGGCCGAGGAGAACGACUGCUGUAACCGGAACUGCUGUGGACCGCUCCGCUCCUUCGUCCUCCACAUCCAGGACAACAUGGGCCAGGAGGUGAUCACGCUCACAAGACCUCUACGCUGCGGCAGCUGCUUGUGCCCCUGCUGUCUGCAAGAGCUUGAGGUGCAGUCUCCACCGGGCAAUCCUAUCGGCUACGUGGUUCAGACGUGGCAUCCCUUCUUACCCAAAUACACCAUCCAAAAUGAAAACAAGCAGGACGUCCUGAAGAUAAAGGGACCUUGCUGCACCUUUAAAUGCUGUUCCGAUGUGAAUUUUGAGGUUUUGUCGAUGGAUGAGACGUCGUCUGUGGGCCGCAUAAGCAAGCAGUGGUCCGGCUACAUUCAAGAGGCGUUCACUGAUGCCGACAAUUUUGGGAUCAAGUUCCCUGUGGACCUGGAUGUGAAGAUCAAGGCUGUGCUUCUCGGAGCCCUUUUUCUCAUCGACUUCAUGUUCUUUGAGAAUAAACAGAAUAGACAUUGAGCGAGUUUUCUGCCUGUUUUCUUCAUCGUGAGCUGUCCCUGGUUCGCAGGAUGUUUAUCCUAAACCAAAUAUCCUCUCUGUCUAAAUACAACUACUUUGUGUUUCUUUAAAACACUGUAAAUGUCUAUUGUGUGUGGAAAUUCAUUUAUAAGCAAAUAAUCACCAAUAUUUCAUCCACUUUUUACAAAGACUAGUCUUUCACAUCACAGUCAGAUUAGUACACCUUUAGCUUACAGAAAUACCAGAGAGGUUUUAUAUUGAGCCUCUUAAUGCUGCCAUAAUAUUUACCGCCUUCAUUUCUGUUUGGGGUGAACAUACAUAAUUUGGUUCGAUCAGUAAUUUGUCUAACGUUGCAGUCUGGAGAAACUGUUGUCUUCCUGAUCUAUGGUCAUCGCAGGUGUUUUCAGCCACUCAUGUCCAUGCAUCCAUCCAUCCAUCCAUCCAUCCAUCCAUCCAUCCAUCCAUCCAUCCAUCUUCAACCACUUAUCCAAAGUCGGUUCACGGAGGUAGCAGUUCCAGCAGGGAACCCCAAACUUCCCUUUCUCCAGCCAUCUCAGCUAACUCUGACUGGGGAAUCCCGAAGCGUUUCCAGGCCAUUGUGGAGAUAUAAUCUCUCCAUCUAGUCCUUAGUCUGCCCCAUGGUCUCCUACCUGGACCAGCUCCCUUGGGAGGUGACAUCCUGGUGACAUCUUUACCAGAUGGCCGAAACACCUCAACUGACUCCUUUCCAUGUAAGAAAGGAGCAGCUCUACUCUCAGUUUCUCAUGGAUGACUGAGCUUCUCAUCUUAUCUCUUAGUGAAAAGCCAGCUACUCUUCUGAGAAAACGCAUUUCGGGCCUGUAUUCGCGAUCUUGUCUUUUUGGUCAUGACCCAACGCUCAUGACCAUAGGUGAGGGUUGAAUCAAAGAUCACUGGGGCCAGGGGUAGCUCAGUGGUAAAGGAAUUGGACUACGGUUCGGAAGAUCCCAGGUUCAAACCCCACAACCACCAUGUUGCCCCUGUUGGGCCCUUGAGCAAGGCCUUUAACCCUCAACUGCUCAGAUGUGUAAUAAGAUAAAAAUGUAAGUCGCUCUGGAUAAGAGCGUAAAUGUAAAUGUAAGAUUGACCGGUAGAUUGAGAGCUUUGCCUUUUGGCACAACUUUCUUUUUCUCACAAUAGUGCGGUAAAGCGACUGCAAUACUGCCCCCGCUGCUCCGAUUCUCUGGCCAACCACACAUUCCAACAUUCCAUCACUCGUAAACAAGACCUCGAGAUACUUAAACUCCUUCAAUUGGGGUAACAACUUGUUACCUAUCUGGAGUAGACAAUCCAUCGGUUUCCUGCUGAGAACCAUGGCCACAGAUUUCGAGGUGCUGAUCCUCAUCCCUGCCGUUUCAAACUCAGCUGCAAACCGAUCCAGCAAGCGCUGCAGGUCACAGACUGAUAAUGACAUCAGGACCACAUCAUCUUCAAAAAGCCACUCAUGUCCGGUAAUAAAAUUUCCAACUAAUCUCAGAACAGUUUUGAACCUAUGCAUGAUUUAGAAAAUUUGUCCUCGAGUACAAAAAAAACCCCUCCAGUCUACUAAUGACACGGAUACACAACAAGAACUUGACUUGAACUAACCAGGCCAGGCUAAGCGGCUUUUUGGUGAGAUUAAUCUGUUGUGAUUGACACCUCGGGUGUUAGAAAAGGAAAACUGCUGGGUUGUGGUAUAAAAAAAAUAAA